Molecule: messenger RNA, 1491 nt
Organism: Glarea lozoyensis ATCC 20868
Lineage: Eukaryota; Fungi; Ascomycota; Leotiomycetes; Helotiales; Helotiaceae
Exons: 2
Coding region: 1-1491 (496 amino acids)
Source: RefSeq, a predicted model, not a curated record
AUGGGUGUUUUCAAAAGCAAACUCGUUCGUCCUGAACGUGUCGCGACCGAUACAGUGCUCCCUUUACAUCCUAUGGACGACACUUCGGUUAACAAAUCCUUUAUUUUAUAUCUAAUGCUUCGCUUCGACGACAUACUAGAUCCUGAGAAGCUUCGUUCUUCCUUGGAGACACUCCUGGAGCAUGGAAAUUGGAAAAAGCUUGGAGCAAGACUUCGCCUAAAUGAUCAAGGGAAAUUAGAAUACCAUAUUCCCUCGGAGUUUUCCUCCAAGCGGCCAGCAUUCACUUACACCCAUGACCAAAGAGAAUGUUCAAUUGAAGAAGACUCCUUAGCUUCAUCAUUGCCAAAAUCUACCGCCAAUGCCGUUCCAACAAUAUAUUCAGGCACUUCCAAAUGGUCCUCCUUGUCUCACAAUGAACAAGAUCCAACACAUAUUAACGAUUACUUGUACCAAGAUAGACCUCAGCUUUCGCUUCACAUUGUAUCCUUCAACGAUGCUACCCUUGUGUCUGUCGGAUGGCCACACACUUUGCUGGAUGCUAUGGGCCGAGCUGAGUUAUUCAAAGCAUGGAUUCUCAGUCUUAACGGUCGUGUUGAUGAAGUUCCAGACCUUGUAGGCGUUGACUCAGAUCCUCUUGCUAAUUUCGGAAAGACUUGUGUCGAGGAGUCUGCAAUAAAACCUUACAGCUUGAAUGGCUUCGGAUUCUUUGUAUUCGUCAUCAAUUAUAUUCUCGAGGCGGUUCUGUAUCCCAAAGAAACCUCACGUCUGGUCUGUCUUCCAGCUUCGACCCUUGCAAAGAUGAAAUCUCAAGCGGUCUCCGAAGUUAAGGCGAAAGAUUCAAAAGCCUUCCUCUCUGAUGGCGAUGUUAUUUGCGCCUGGUGGACUCGCUAUGCUGCUCUGUAUCUCAAAGGCAAGAAGGAUCGCACUGUUGUCGUGAUGAAUGCUUUUGGUCUGCGGUCAACGCUCGCUUCCCCUCAAUCGAAUGGCUCAUCACCUCUUCUUCCAGAGGGCAAACCAUAUAUCUCGAAUUGUGUUCAGGCGGUUUUUGGUUUCGUUCGAUUAUCAGAAAUUUACGACAAACCAUUAUCCCACACCGCCCAUCUCGUCCGUAGAUCGCUCAUAGAACAAGGCACGUACGCUCAGCAAGAAGCAUUGGCGUAUGAGGCCAAGCGCCUCAAAAGACACGUCAUUUAUGGAGGCAGUGAUUGCCUGAUGAUUGUCUUUAGCAACUGGUCAAAAGCAAAAUUUCACGACAUCGACUUCUCGGCAGCAGUGGUGAAGAGAGGCAAAGGGAAAGAAAACAGGGUUGGAAGGCCGACUUACAUCCACACAAAUGGAUACAGCAAAGGCUACUCUACGAGAAAUGCCGGUCCGAUUCUUGGAAAGGAUGAAAAUGGAAAUUAUUGGAUGCUUAUGACGAUGAGGGACGGGAACUGGAAGGCAGUUGAAGAAGCUUUUGAAAAGGACUGGGGAUCGCCAAGUCGCAUAUGA